AUGAUCAUCGCGGUGGUGGGGUGCACGCACGGAGAGCUGAAUUUCAUUUACGCGACGAUCGAGAAGCUCGAGCAGGAUAACAACUUCAAAGUGGACCUGCUGAUCUGCUGUGGAGACUUCGAGUGCGUACGCUACGGAGUGGACAAUGACUGUUUGAACGUGCCAAACAAAUACAAAAAGGAAGAAAAUGAUUUUAGGGAUUACUUCACAGGGAAGAAGAAGGCAAAAGUGCUAACCAUAUUUAUAGGGGGAAACCACGAAGCGGUGAAUGUAUUGAAGCAGCUUUACUAUGGAGGGUGGGUAGCACCAAACAUUUAUUUUCUUGGGUAUUCAAACGUACAUAAUAUUAAUGACUUCCGUAUUUGCAGCCUUAGUGGGAUUUAUAAAAAAUAUAAUUUUUACAAAAAGUACAAUGAGCAUUACCCGUAUGAUGAGAUUAGCAAAGUGAGUGCCUAUCAUAUACGCAAAUUUGAAAUUGAAAAAUUAAAACUGCUGAAGGAAAAAAUUGACAUCGUUGUGACGCACGAUUGGCCAAACAACAUAGAAAAACAUGGGGAUGUAAAUGACCUCGUUAGGAGGAAAUUUCAUUUCCAAUCUGAUAUAUAUAAUAAUACCCUUGGAAAUCCACAUACCGAAUUUUUACUAAAUAAAUUGAAACCCUAUUUUUGGUUUUCUUCCCAUUUGCAUGUAAAAUACUCAGCCAUUUUUUUGCACAGUGAUAAGAGGAACUACACGAGGUUCCUUUCGCUAGACAAAGCGGAGCCCAGGAAACAUUUCAUCCAAAUUUUGAACAUUGAAAAAAGGAACAAUAUUCCGUACCUAUCGUUUGACCACUUGCCCAGGCCUUCUGCGAACGACCCGGAUGGGAAGAGCCACUUUUUUAAUGAGGACUACGAGGAGCUGCUGCAGCAUGUGGAGGAUGUGCAGCGCAGGGACGCCGAGGGGGGCGGCAAGGGGCACAGCGGGGGCGCCGCGCAGGCGAAGGAGAACGCCCCGGUGGAAGCGGCCACGCGGGAAGCAGCCACGCGGGAAGCGGUCAAGCAGGAGAACGCCGCUGUAGAGACCUCCCCAGGGGAAGCAGCCACGAAGGAGGACGCCCCAGGGGAAGCAGACCCUCAAGAGCCCCCCCCCCAGGAAAACGCCGCUCCAGAGCGCAAGAAGCUUUUCAUAUGCUACGACGAGGAGUGGCUAGCCAUUCUGAAGGCCAACCAGCACCUCGUCUCGGAGGGCUGCGACAAGGAUUACAAUUUGGAGAAGCUCAAGUGCCCCUCCAAGGAGGACUUCGAAUACAUCCGCGACAAGCUGAAGGAGCUGGAAAAAACAUCCGUCAAGGGGAAGGACUAUUAUUUGGUCCACGGGUACAACACCCCCAGUUAUAAGCACCUGUGGGAGCAGAGGCAGCUCUUUCUCAGCCGCUUCGAUUUCGAGGAGCUCAGAAUGUACGACGAUUUUGAGCGUUUGUUUUUCGCGGAGGAGGUGCGGAAGAUGGAUGCAGGGCUGCCGCUGGACCCCCCCAAGGUGGAGGAAGAUGAGGAGGAGGAUGGGGAAGAGGACGAACCGGAAGAAGUAGGACAGAAUAACCAAGCCGAUGAACACGGUGGAGGCAACCCCAAUGGGGACAAUGCCCCCCAUUCGGGCAACGCGCCCAACGUGGAAGGUGCCAGUGAGACCAACGAGAUUUCCCUCAGCAUUGACUGCUGA
This is a messenger RNA of Plasmodium vivax (malaria parasite P. vivax), 1701 nucleotides long. RefSeq names its product Ser/Thr protein phosphatase family protein. Bases 1 to 1701 code for a protein of 566 amino acids. The transcript has a single exon. Gene Ontology annotation, cellular component: nucleus. Gene Ontology annotation, molecular function: RNA lariat debranching enzyme activity. NCBI's taxonomy places the organism in Eukaryota, Apicomplexa, Aconoidasida, Haemosporida, Plasmodiidae. Gene Ontology annotation, biological process: mRNA splicing, via spliceosome. The record is from RefSeq and is a predicted model, not a curated record.